Anoplopoma fimbria (sablefish) is the source of this 2947-nucleotide messenger RNA. RefSeq names its product myeloid cell surface antigen CD33-like. The coding region runs from base 118 to 1482 and encodes 454 amino acids. The record is from RefSeq and is a predicted model, not a curated record. The transcript is spliced from 7 exons. Lineage: Eukaryota; Metazoa; Chordata; Actinopteri; Perciformes; Anoplopomatidae.
AGAGGAAGAGUCAGUUCAGAGCAGAGACACAGAGCAGAGAUCACUGUGGUGAGAAGAGAACAGGAGAUCAAGAGGAAAAGAGGAAAAGAAACGGACUGUCUCAAUCAUCAAAUCAGGAUGUUUGUUCUCAUCUGGGCGACUCUGCUUUUCUCUGUGAGAGGCAUCACUGCUGAUACAGGUGCUUCAGUGGGGGAAAUAACACGGUGUCAAGAACAAUUCUGUAUCACUCUCACAGGAGGAGAAAUAAAAGCAGAGGCUGGACUCUGUGUUGUGAUACCGUGUUCUUUCAACAGUACUAAAGGCUUUACACUUCAACGUAUGUUGUUUAUGAAAUGUGAACCAUCUACAAAAACUUGUAAGGGGCCGGACAUUAUAUUCAGCACUGACGAGAACAAUCAAGUUCAGUCUGGGUUUAUAGGACGACUUUCACUGUUGGAGCCUGACAUGAGUCAGAGGAACUGCAGCAUCAUCAUCAAUGACCUCACUGAGUCAGACUCUGGAUCAUAUCAGCUCAGAGUUGAGGGUUCACUGAAUAAUGAGAAGAAGGGAUUUACAUUCCAGCUAAAAUCAACUGUCUCUGUUAAAGGUCUGACCCAGAAGCCCACAGUGAUGGUUCCUCCUCUGACAGAGGGACAGCAGACCACACUGACCUGCACUGCUCCUGGUCUCUGCUCUGGAUCUGAUCCUAAAGUCACCUGGACGUGGAGAGGAGCAGGAGAAAAGACCUCGCACAUCACAGGAAACAUCACUGCUUUCAAGACUGAGAAUCUGACUGCUGUCACAAAGAGACACAGCUCAACUUUGACCUUUAACCCUUCAGCUGAACAACACGGCUCCAAUGUCACCUGUAAGGUCAGCUUCACAAACAACAUCAGUACAGAGGAGACAGUGACUCUGAAUGUGACCUAUCUACUCAAUGCAUUUUUAUUAGACUUUUCACAGCCAGAAGUCAUCAUUGCGUUUUUCAUUGGGAUACUUCUUGCAUCAACGCUCUGCUGUUUGGCCGUAAAAUGCUGCAGAAAUAAACAGAAGAACUCUGCUGAGGCUCUGGAGAUGAUAGAUGCUGGUCAAGGAGUGGACAAUGACCAAGGGGAAUCUGAAGAAGGAGCUACAGCUGCUGGGCAAUCUGCCUCUGGUGGUGAUGUGGAACCAAAAGAGUUGGAGUACUCUGACAUCGACUUUUCCUUGGUGAAAAGGAAGAGUCCCUUAGGGGCAGAGAAUACCCAAGAGACCAAAGAUACAGAGUAUGCCGAAAUCAAAAACAAAGCAAAAGAGGAGAGACAAAACGAUGGUGCUGAGGAGGUAGCAAUGGUGGAGGGCAGUGAAGAGGAGGAGGUGAUGGUAGGGGAAGAUGAGGAGACAAAACAGUAUCUGCCGAAGGACGAGGAAGGAGGUGAGGAUGUGGCAGUGUACUCCAAUGUGAAGGAAAUAAUGUGUGAGAUAGAAGGACCGUGUAGCGUGGAGGAGUCACUUAAUAAUUAAUGUUUCUUUCCUUUUUUUAAAUUUGGAAAGAGAGAAAACACAACAGGUGAUUCAACGCAGACAGAUGAGACAUAAUGUAGUGAAACAAGCUUUACAUUAAACAUAGGACGAGCUUUAGUGCAAGAUGGGGUUGAUAAAGUGCAGAAAUUCAUGUUUUAUAUUUGAUGCUGGUGUGUAUGUAUGAGGUUGAAGUAUAUCAUAUUUUACAGAAAGGAAAGCAUGUAUGUUCAAUGAGAAUAAAACAUAAAUAAUAAUAAUAAUAAUAAUAAUAAUAAUACAUUUUAUUUAAUAAGCGCUUUACAAAAAACUCAGAUACACUUUACAAAGGGGAUAAAAUAGAGAUAAAUAUUUUAAAACAUACAUCCUAGAAAAAUACAAUUAAGCAGGAAGUACAGACAAUUUAAAUGGUUAGACAUUAAAAGCAGACUUGAAGAAGUGUGUUUUGAGUGAAUUUUUUUUAAUGUAAGGGAGGGAAUCUGAAGUCUGGAUAUAAGUGGGAAGAGAGUUCCAGAGGAUCGGAGGCAGUAGCAUGAAAAAGGCCCUGUCGCUCUAUGUCCGAUGCUCGGUCCUAGUUGUUUGCGUGAAGAGGUCAGCAGUUGCCGAUCUGAGGGAACGUGUAGGAGUGUGACAUUGAAGGAGUUUGGAUAAGUAGGAGAUGGUGAUGAGGAGAAUCUUGAAAUGUAUGCGUUGCUCUAUAGGGAGCCAGUGGAGGUUUUUGAGGACUUUGGUGAUGUAUUCUCUGCAGCGAGUGUGUGUGUGUGCACUCGGACAGCUUAGUUUUGAACGUAUUGAAGCUUUAUUGAUGAGUUUGGAGCGAACAUCAAAUAGAAGACUAUUGCAGAAGUAGGAUCUUGAGGUGACGAAUGAGUGGAUUAAGCGUUUGGGCAGAAGAAAAGAAAAGGGGUGGGCGGAGGAGGGCAAUGUUUUUGAGAUGAUAAAAAAGGCUGUUUUGACAAUGUGGUCAAUGUGGGAUUCAAAUGAAAGUGUUCAGUCAAAAAAUUACCCAGAGUUUGGGGAUGUUGAAGUAAGUAAAUCAAAAAUAAAAUUAAAAUAAAAGCGUACUGGGAGAGAAGCAGAAGAAAGAUGAAUAAAUGUGUUGUCAGUACUUAAAGAUGUAUAUGUUUAAAGGGGUCUUAGCAGACCUUUUUGUACCAAAGUGCACUUUUGUUGUGAUCUUUUUAUUUAAAGCCACAAUAUGUGUAGCCGUGGCUCAUGAAGUAAAGCAACCGAGUUGUACAGUAAUUGCAGGGUUAGACACUUAACCUUAAAUCUUGUUGUCAUGUGCUUGAUAAAAAGUUAAUUUAAAUGCAGUCAAUUUAUAUAAAAUAUUCAAACUUAGAUGCCUCUCAGUUGUAAUAUGUGUGUAUCUUUAAGUGCUCUGCUGGAUCUCCAGUGGCCUUAUGUUUGCAAGUGCAGCUCUGUUCUUUUGAAUGGUAUUCAGAUUUGUGCACAAAUAAACGCUCAU